AAAUACCGAGAGAUUCCGUGAAGACGCGAGAUCCAAUAUGUCGGCGCCCAUGUUGUAGGCGUAAACAAUUUCCUACAUAAUUCUUGACAUUUUGUUUUGAAACAUAAUUAUCGCAGACUGACAUUCGUUCAUGCAGGUCUGAAAUCUAACAAUAGUUGUGAGGAAAUCAUUCUAUGAUGGGGGAUGAGGGCCAUGAUCAGGGACCAGCUCCCGCUCCCCUGGAUCUUGGUCGAGUAGAAACAGUUGCAAGGGAAGCAGCAAUGAAAUAUGUUGCCAACUUGUUACAGCGACCAGAGCAGCUGGAAAAAGUAGAUCAAUUCAAGAGAAGAGCAGCUCGUAAGAAGGCAUCAGUGGAGGCCAUGUUGAAGACAGCUGUACAGUCGCAGCUGGACGGCGUGAAGACCGGACUGAACCAGCUGCAGAGCGCCCUGCAGGAUGUGUAUGAGAUCAAACAAUCGUUGGACGAGGUGGAUGAAAACUACAGGUCCAUUCAGCCAUUACAUGACAAACUGAAGGAGGUGAAGAGAGAAAACUCCGAGUUCUGCCAGCUUGCUGCAGCCCAGGAGAACUUGAAGCACAUAUUCACUGUUCCGGAGAGUGUGUCCCGCACGAGGGAUCUCAUCACUGAGGGAAAGCUGUUACAGGCACAUAAACACUUGGCUGACCUUGAGAUGUCUCGAGACGACCUUCUACUUGAACUUCACCGACAGCCCAACCAGAGCCCAACUGAUAAUAAUACAUUAAAGAGGUAUUUUGCUGAUGUUGAAAAACUGUCAGAAGAUCUUGGCAAACAACUGUUUAUAAUCCUGCACCAAACUCUGAAAGCUGUCAGGCGUGAACCAACGCUCAUUGUUACAGCUCUCAGACUCAUAGAGAGGGAAGAGAGAAUGGACCAGGCUUGGCGGAGGAAGAAGGAGCAGACGGGCUUCAUGCCACCGGGACGUCCCAAGAAUUGGAGGCAGAGGGGCUUCGAUGUGUUUGAAGAGUCUAUUACUGCUACGAUUGAGGGUAACCAGUUGGAUGACCGUACAGGUGACAAGAUGUGGCUGGUGAAGCACCUGGAGCUCACUCGACAGCUCAUGAUUGACAACUUGAAGGUGGUCAAGACUCUGUUGCCGCCAGUCUUCCCUCCUGAUUACCACAUAGUCAAGCGAUACGUCCACAUGUAUCACAAGGCCCUCGGAGUGCAUCUGGUGGAGUUGAUUGACCAGGAACUGGAGGGAAAUGAGAUUGUCUCCCUUCUACAGUGGGUCCAUGCUUAUGACUCGCCGGACUUGUUGCGACAUCCAGGGUUAAAUAUCGACACACGAGAAUUAGGCUUGGGACCUCUUCUUGAAAACAGCGUCAUAGAGGAUCUGCAGAACCAUUAUCUGAAGAAUAUGAAGACCAACAUAGCAGAGUGGACAAGAAAUGCCCUCAAGUCAGAUUACAAGGACUGGUUCAAGGAUGAGCAGCCAGAGGCAGAUGGGGACGGCUUUUACAACACCCCCCUCCCUGUCAUUAUCUUCCAGAUGAUGGAGCAGAAUCUUCAAGUGGCUCAGCUGAUAAGUCAAGAUCUAGUGAAGAAAGUAUUGGAGCUGUUUGCUGAUGAACUGCGCCAGUAUGCUGUUGAGUAUGAAGGAGAAAUCAAAAACUUCAAAGAGCGACAUCUUGGAAACAGAAAUGAGCAAAAAUAUUUUCUACAUUAUGUGAUUGCCAAUGCUAACAACUGCCUUUGUUUUGGGGAGUACAUGAAACAACUUCGGAUGCGUUAUCUGAAGAAUGAGUAUGAGGAGGAGGAAGGGGAAGAAGAGACAGACAUCAGGAGAGAUAGUUUCCAGCAGUUGACUGACACCUUCUCACAGAUCAGCAGAUUGUGCUGUAAGAUAAUUCUGGAUGAGUUUUUCAUCGAUCUGAAAGACAGCAACUGUUUGAAUGAACUGAUGACCCGAGCCUGGAUGGCCAGUUCCAAUGCAAUAGACAUAAUAUGUGCAACAUGGGCGGACUACAAUGAAGACUUUCUGCAUCUCCGACCUAAAAACUUUGACAUGUUGGUUACGACUGGACAGAGGAAAAUACUCACGGAGUAUUUGCGAGCACUGUUGUCGAGAAAACUGUCUUUCAAGAACUACAAGGAGAGGCGGGAAUCUGCAGACAAGAUGUUGAAGGAGGCCACCUGCCUCAAGGACCUGUUCCACCACGUCUCCCCCAAACAGGACAACUCCAUAUUUGAUGUGCUCUACUCCUUGGCUGAAGUUCUAAAACUGAGAGAUAACUCCAUGUUGUCACUGGAAGUCACAGGUCUGGUGAAGAAGAACCCAGACAUUCGACUCGAGCAGCUCAUCAACCUGAUCCUGUGCCGCGGGGAUAUGAACAAGUCAGAGGCCAGACAGAUGGCUGUGGACACGCUCGGGGAGGAUGACGCUAACAAUAAACCUAAGGGCAUCUUUUCUGAGCUGGCAAAUUCAUGAAGAAAUCACAAGGAUCUGUGUAGAACUGGUAUUGUCCGAUUUAAUGCUGGUUUUUAAAUCAAUGUUUGUACUAAAAUUAAGUAAUUAAGCAAGGUGUACAUGGUUGAAACAACUCACUGCUACAUGUAUUUGCACAGUAAAUGGUUCACGAAUGAUAAUGAGCAACGUUCUAGUUUUGUUGGACAGCAUCCAGAAAGGACAGUUCACAAAUAUUGUUAUGCUUUGUGCUAUCAAAAUUAUGUUCCUGAAUCAUGAACACAUGAAUCGUGACUAAGUGUAUCGAUUUCUGGCUGUUUACUUCUAUACAGUUACCCUGCCUGGCGUUCGGCAUUAAGGGGACAAAAAAAAGAUUGGUCAGCUUGGAGUCAAUUUAUUGUGUCUGAGUGGGGUAUCUGUGUUAAAACUAUGGCAUGGUAUCUGAGUUGACUGGCACUAUGAAGCUGGCAGUAGUCUGGACAAGUUCCAGUAGACAUGCACCACGCACACCACACCAUACACCACAUCACACACCAUGCCAUGCCACGCCACGCCACACACACCACACCAUACACCACAUCACACACCAUGCCAUGCCAUGCCACACACACCACACCAUACAC
This is a messenger RNA of Haliotis rufescens (red abalone), 3049 nucleotides long. Its product is annotated as exocyst complex component 3-like. Lineage: Eukaryota; Metazoa; Mollusca; Gastropoda; Lepetellida; Haliotidae. The transcript is spliced from 24 exons. The record is from RefSeq and is a predicted model, not a curated record. Gene Ontology annotation, cellular component: exocyst. Gene Ontology annotation, biological process: exocyst localization; exocytosis. Gene Ontology annotation, molecular function: SNARE binding. The coding region runs from base 174 to 2450 and encodes 758 amino acids.